Messenger RNA from Corylus avellana, 982 nucleotides. RefSeq lists its product as uncharacterized. Lineage: Eukaryota; Viridiplantae; Streptophyta; Magnoliopsida; Fagales; Betulaceae. The record is from RefSeq and is a predicted model, not a curated record.
GAAAAGUCAGAAAACACCCAUUCAUGGCCACACGCACAAAAGACAAACAAAUCACAGCUGGGUUGUUGAAGAGAAGGGUGUAGAAGCAGAAACAUUUUGCGGAAGGAUUCCAAACAUGUGGGGGCAAGGGCAAUCCUGCUCUCUGCCUCUGUGGAAUCCCCAGGCAGUGAAACUGAAAGCCGGGAUUCCUUUCCUCGUCGUUCCCGGAUUAAUGCGCCAGAGAAGCGUUUCCGUGGCACUGGCCGGAAAUCGAGAUCCGAGGCUGCGGAUUUUACCUCUACCCAAUUGGAAAUCAUCGUCCCCGUCUCCAUCCACUGCAUCUGGGAGUGCCCUUAGCCAGACGCUUUCUUCAGCUCUGGCCCCCAUUCAACUCCUCAAGCUCAAAGCUCCAGGCUUUCGACCCUCCCCUCAACUGGGUCUGCUUUCUCUCCUCUUCGCCCUCUCCAUGGCCAUUGGUGCCAUUUUCUCCCUGGCUGUAAUUUCCAUUCCAACAAUCAACGCUUUUAGAAGAUUGGCAGCUUCAAUGGAUAAAUUGUCCCGAGUUGUCUCAGAGGAGGUACCCGGCACCUUGUCCUCUCUCAAACUUUCUGGGCUUGAGAUUAACGAAUUGAACCUACAACUUAGCAAUCUCAGGUCAAGAAUUUCUGGAAUUCAAGACCCAAAGAAAGUCAGAAACAAUAAGCCCUCUUCUUUUGGAAGGAGGAACUACCCUUGAAGAGGAUUAUGUCAUGCCGUGGUUGAGAAUUGAAGCAUGUUGGUGAAGCUAGGCGCUUCUUUUUGAUAAUUAGUGUCAAGCCAUUGAGGGCAUUCUCAGCCCAUCUAGAAUUUAUUUGCAGAGAACUAACUAUCUCUUCUUCAUUUCGAAUCUCUGCACUUUGUAGAAAACCUUCUUGAAUCUUGUAAAUUGUUGCAAAAGUUGGGAUUGCCAAAUCAGAACAGUAAAAAGUUCAAUUGGAAAGCAGAGUUCAGCGUUUUUGAGAAA